AUGUCUCAACAGGAGAUAGAGAAGCUGCGCCGACGUUUGGAGAACGAACAGCGACUGCGCGAAGAAGAACAGCGACUGCGAGAAGAAGAACAACGACUACGACAGCAAGCCGAGGAGCAGCUGAGGCUUCAGAUUCAGAACACUACACUUCCCGAAUUCCUCAAUGCCUGCCAUUCGCAUUUAUUUCUUAGUUUAAAGAUCCAGAGAGACAAAGACUCGUCGACAAAGGGCAAUCCUGCGAACGCCGACCAUGAUUCGACCAUAGCGGCGGAUAUGAGCUCUCUAAGCCUGAGCCAGAUGCACCCUCGUCACUCCAGCCGCUUGGCUGCAAAAUCGGCCAGUGUUGGUGCUUCAGCCCAAGCAAAGAGAAGCCAGAGGGCAGGUCAGCCUAGGUCCAGACCUCGAGCAGAUCAGUUCUGUGUCUAUAAUAAGGGCCUGGGAGGGAAGGUCCCGGCAUUUAUCAUCGAGUACAAGGCACCCCAAGGUUCAGGCUCCCAAGACCAACAAUUUUUCAACGACAAUCAGCAGCUUGACACACGGCUAGGGUGCGAGUCGUUGCAUGUGCACGGGAGUCGCGGGGCGCUUUUUAAAAUCACAUUGUGGUCCCAUGGGUACACCUUUGUGGCAAAAGGCACACCAGUCGAAUUUGUUACAGGCUUGGAAAAUGAGGAGCUUAUUUACUCACGCCUUUCUUCAAUACAAGGGAGAUACAUUCCAGUGCUACUUGGCAGCCUGAAACUUCGCCACCCAUUCUCCUAUGAUGGUAUUGCCGAGAUUGUCCACCUCAUGUUCAUGAGCUAUGCCGGCAAAACCCUUGCAAACUGCCAUGAUUCUGAUCGCUGUCAGCUUAUGCAAAAGGCCGAGAAAUCCUUGCAGGAGAUUCACAAACUCGGCGUGCUUCAAGGUGAUCCGAUACCUGGCAACAUGGUCGAGGAAAAUGGUAGGGUGAUGUUCAUUGAUUUUGAGCGGGCAACGCUGCAGCCCCCACGAGCACCACUUGGAGGUAUUUCACAUAAUCACACACGCGGGCAAGUAAAGGGCCCAAAAGGUCACAGUCGUCAUGACUGUUUCGAUCGCGAGAGACAACGCAUGAGACGUGGACUAUACUAA
Molecule: messenger RNA, 1110 nt
Organism: Aspergillus ibericus CBS 121593
Lineage: Eukaryota; Fungi; Ascomycota; Eurotiomycetes; Eurotiales; Aspergillaceae
Exons: 3
Coding region: 1-1110 (369 amino acids)
Source: RefSeq, a predicted model, not a curated record